Messenger RNA from Musa acuminata AAA Group (dessert banana), 1240 nucleotides. RefSeq lists its product as uncharacterized. The transcript is spliced from 4 exons. The record is from RefSeq and is a predicted model, not a curated record. NCBI's taxonomy places the organism in Eukaryota, Viridiplantae, Streptophyta, Magnoliopsida, Zingiberales, Musaceae. The coding region runs from base 514 to 960 and encodes 148 amino acids.
AAAUUCGAAGCCAGAUGAAAGCCAGUAUGAAGGAAAAAAAAAGGAAUUUUAUUUCGACGGGACCGGCGGCCUUGUGAUCUCUCUCGAAGUCGCCAGUUUUUGGAUCUGUCUUUUCUCUCCAUCGUUUAGUAAAUGAAUUUAGGCUGUUUUUCGAGAUAAUUCAGUAUUUUUUGGAUUUUCUCGGAUCAAACCUCUUUUCUUUUCAUCUUAACAGAAUCCCCCUUUAUAAAAUGGUCAAAACAUCGCAAAUUCCUUUAUUUUUGGAUAAGAGAAUGUUUUGGUCAUUUUGUAAUUGAAUUUUACGGCGAAAGAUUAGGAGAAAAAAAAAAAGAAGAUAAAUAGAACAAUGCAAUACCAUCUCGUGUAAUCUUCACAGGUGUGCUUUCCCGAAUCUUCGCCGCCGCCGUGCUUCGAUCCACCGUCCCCGGCGCCACGAGGCAGGCCUACUUCGUCAAGGCAACUCCUUGCCUGCACACCCUCCUUCUCGGUUGCCCUACUUCUACGAGUUUCCUGAUGGCCAGGUUCUUCAAAGUUCGAAGAAUUAUGAGGAAACUUGGAUUUGAAAAGGAUGAUAUUUACUUCGUCAAGCAGAUGGGGAAAGCUAUGCUCUACACCUAUACGAUCUUUGGGCUAGCUUGGUUGUGGAAUGAAACUUCUCCGCUGGGUUGGUGGAAUAUUCAGCCGCGGCCAAAGGAGGAGAAAGAGAUGGCUCACCUAUAUGAGCGCAGAAGAUUUCCAUACCCGGGCGACCAAGAGGCAGUCGAUGAGUUCAUUAAAAGCGGAGGAAGUCUUGGCACUACCAUUGGACCCAAAGGAUUUAUAGACAGCGAUAAGGAUAUUGACAACCUGCAAAAACAAUUGCAGUCUCAAAAAUUUGAACAGGAAGCUCAAAAGCUAUGGUUUCGCAUGAGGAAUGAAGUCAUACAGGAGCUCCAAGACAAGGGCUUCGAUGUCGAGUGAAGAUGCACGAACAAAGAGUACGAUUAAAGAGCUCGAUCACGGACAACUUUAGGAAAUUGACUACUACUAGUAGGUUAUGGUUGUUAAAAUUCCAUGCAUGUGCUGGUUUGAUUCUAUGUCAAGUUGUGACACAGUUGGCACAAAACUUUGUUUUGCAGAAUUCCUCUCUCACAAGAACAGUAGUAGCACUGUAAGAAUUCCCUUGUGCCGUUCAUAAAUGGUAUGAUGUCUGGUAUCGAUGUUCACAAAUGAAACCUGAAAAGAGUACUUUCACAUACCA